AUGACGUUCGACCCUGGUGAUUUUGUGGCCCGAUCGGGUCCUCACAGACAGUCAAUAUGUGAUGCUAGUGGUGCUGUUGCUGCAAUUGGAGGAGCGGGGACUAUUGAGAUCACAAAAAAUUUGCACCUUAAGAAUUGUCUUUAUAUCCCGUCGUUGCCCUUCAAAUUAUUGUCUGUUAGUCAUGUGACCAAAGAACUUGACUGCUAUGUGCUAAUGGCUCCGACUUUUUGUCUCUUACAGGAUAUCCGGACAGGGACUUUAAUUGGAUGUGGCAUUGAGCGUGAUGGGUUGUACUAUGUGGAAGAAGUUACCCAACCAGGUGUUGAGGCUUUAGCUCAUGGUUCCUCUGAGAGGCAGUCACCUACUUUUUUGUGGCCUGAAGCUGUGGCUACGUCUGUCUAUUUGUUAAAUCGCCUUCCUACUAAGGCACUUGCCAUGUCCACCCCUCUAGAUGCUAUUUCCACUAUGUGUACUUUGUCGUCUGUUUUGAGCCUUGAACCUCGUGUUUUUGGUUGCACAGUCUUUAUCCAUGUUCCUAAAAUACAUCGGACCAAGUUUUCCCCUUGUUCUGUCAAGUGUGUGUUUGUGGGCUAUGGAAAGUCUCAGAAGGGGUAUCGGUGCUAUGAUCCUGCUACUCGUCGGGUUCAUGUUACUCUUGACUGCCAUUUUCUGGAGACUGAGUAUUUCUAUGCUUCCCAACUCAGUGGUCAGGGGGAGAAGGUGAAUGACUCACUGACUUGGUUAAUGAGGUCCAGUAGUGGUGAAACGACAAGGAACACUGCUGAAGAACCCAUAGUACAGUCAACGCCUCAUUCCCUGUCCGGAGAUCCUCCCCCAUCACCCCCUGUAAGUCCUCCUAUGAGUCCCUCUUAUAUUCCUACUCAGUCCAAUGAUGGUCCUAAUCCUUCUCUUGAGGUUUCUCGUGAUAUUCCGGGGAAUACCGUGGACGAAGAGACAGGUGGUGCUGACGAGCAUGUAGAUGUGCUUCCAGAACGUUAUGUUUUGCCACCACGGAACAAUAGGGGGGUCCCAGCCAAACGAUAUGAACCAGAGCAUGUACCUAAAACUACAAAGUACCCAGUGGCUAAUUAUGUCAGGGGGAGUGAGACGACCAUGGCUCAAGCAUUUAGUCUGGCUAUUUGCUCUGUGGAGAUCCCGAGAAAUGUUGAAGAGGCUCAAGAACAGGAACUGUGGCAGAAGGCUAUGGAUCUGGAGAUGGAGGCUCUUGUGGAAAAUGGGAGAGGGGUACUGUAUCGGAAAAAUGAGAACCUAGAUGUGGUGGGAUACACAGAUGCCGAUUGGGCACGAAAUCCAACUGAUAGAAGAUCUACGUCUGGGUACUUUACUUUGAUAGGGGGUAAUCUCGUGACUUGGAAGAGUAAGAAGCAGAAAGUGGUCGCUCUUUCAAGCGCUGAAGCGGAGUUUAGAAGAAUUGCCAGGGGAUUGGCAGAGAUCUUGUGGCUUCGAAAGCUAAUGGCUGAGAUUGGUUUUCCCAAGAAUGGAAUUCCUUCCUUAAUGCCUUUCUAA
Molecule: messenger RNA, 1527 nt
Organism: Striga hermonthica
Lineage: Eukaryota; Viridiplantae; Streptophyta; Magnoliopsida; Lamiales; Orobanchaceae
Source: the annotation of a GenBank genome assembly